Molecule: messenger RNA, 704 nt
Organism: Candoia aspera
Lineage: Eukaryota; Metazoa; Chordata; Lepidosauria; Squamata; Candoiidae
Gene: PRADC1
Product: protease associated domain containing 1
Exons: 5
Coding region: 18-581 (187 amino acids)
Source: RefSeq, a predicted model, not a curated record
CGGCGGCGGCCCCAGCGAUGUUCUCCGCCUGGCCCGGAUGGCUCGGCCUGCUUCUGCUCUGCUUCUGCCCGGCUGCUCACGGAUUGCGCAUCCAGGAAUACCUUUAUUUCCAUGUUCUGAGUCCUGGAGAUAUCCGCUACAUCUUCACCGCUACACCAGCCAAGGAUUUUGGGGGAGUGUUCAACAUGAGAUAUGAGCAGAUCUACCUUGUUCCGUCUGAUCCGCCAGAUGCCUGCAGUGCGUUGAACAACGGGGCCUUUAUCGAAGGCCAGAUUGCUUUGGUGGAACGCGGGGGCUGCUCCUUUUUAUCCAAGACCCGCACGGUCCAGGAACACGGGGGCCAGGCGGUGAUCAUUGCAGACAAUAGUUACGAGAAUGACAGCACCUACGUGGAGAUGAUUCAGGAUAGCACCCAACGGACGGCCGACAUCCCUGCCCUUUUCCUUCUGGGAAGAGACGGAUACAUGAUCCGUCGGUCUUUGGAGCAGCACGGGCUCCCUUGGGCUGUGAUCUCCAUCCCGGUCAACGUCACCAGCAUUCCAACUUUCGAACUCCUGCAGCCUCCAUGGAUUGUUUGGUAGCAGAAAGAGGAAGAAUCAGGAGGAAGCAGAGGAGCCCCAAGAUGGCCAGAUGUGGGCCGGAGGGACGUAGAUCACAUCCACGGGUUGACAUUUAGCGCUGUCUUGCAGCUGCUGGUCUGCCUC